This is a messenger RNA of Saprolegnia diclina VS20, 965 nucleotides long. RefSeq lists its product as hypothetical. Bases 42 to 917 code for a protein of 291 amino acids. The record is from RefSeq and is a predicted model, not a curated record. Gene Ontology annotation, molecular function: heme binding; oxygen binding. NCBI's taxonomy places the organism in Eukaryota, Oomycota, Saprolegniomycetes, Saprolegniales, Saprolegniaceae. The transcript has a single exon.
ACGAAACGCCCGUUCGCUGAGGAGGCGCCGGCAGUCAUAUCAUGGGGUCACGGAGCUCGGUGCAUGCAUCCGGUCCCACCGUCGGGUCCGUCUCGGCCAUGUCGGGCUUUAGCGCACGCGUAAAGUCGAUGGGCAGCAAAAGCCGAUCGGCCAACGGUACGCUCGGCACGGCAACGCCCAAGACCAUCGAUGGCGGCAAGGACUGGAGCGCGCUAAUUGAGCGACCGAUCGCAAGCGCCGACGAGUACCAGCACUACAUGCCGCCCAACAUGCCACUGUGUCCGCAGUACCUCUCCAUGUACCUCGCCGAGUGCAAUCGCAGCUGGAAGAUUCUCUGCAAAGGCGCGAGCCCCAAGAUGCGUGAGCUCAAGAAGGAUGGCAUUGUGCUCUUUUACGACGAGUUCUUUCACCGCCUCUUUCAGCGCGACCCGAGCUUCAACUUGGUCUUUCCUGGCAUUCGCAAACGCAUUGAGAUUCUCAUUUUGGCCAUGAAGUUUAUGCUCGCCGACAAGGAACACAGCCGUGAGACUGUCAUAACGCGCUGCCGCAACUUGGGCCACCGCCAUCGAACGAUUCCGCUUGUCCGGCCGCACCACUUCUCCACGUACACGAGCACGAUGAUCGAAGUCAUGAUGUACUGGCUCGACACGGAGGCGACGCCCGAUGUCGGCGAAGCAUGGAGCAAUCUCAUUGGUACCAACAUCAAGUACAUGCUGCAAGCGUAUCUACAUGACAACGUCGAUGACCACGAGUGGAGCCAAAACACUGCCGUGCCCGUCGAGCGACCGCGUGUGACGGCCGAGGCCAAAGCCAAGGUCAAGGCCCAGCAAAAAACAAAGGCAGCCAAGCCCAAAGUUGGCUUUUCGGGCAUGUCGCUUCUCUCCAAGACGCUGCGAACCGAACGCGAAGAUAAAUAAUAACGCUAUCCUGGCAAAGGUAUUUCGGCGUGAGCUGUACAAGUGUUG